Molecule: messenger RNA, 1493 nt
Organism: Drosophila elegans
Lineage: Eukaryota; Metazoa; Arthropoda; Insecta; Diptera; Drosophilidae
Gene: JMJD4
Product: 2-oxoglutarate and iron-dependent oxygenase JMJD4 homolog
Exons: 2
Coding region: 119-1390 (423 amino acids)
Biological process (GO): protein hydroxylation; positive regulation of translational termination; negative regulation of gene expression
Cellular component (GO): cytoplasm; nucleus
Molecular function (GO): sequence-specific DNA binding; histone H4R3 demethylase activity
Source: RefSeq, a predicted model, not a curated record
AUAAACUUCACAAAUAACAAAAUUUUGCCUUGGAACUUUUGCAUAGACAACUCAAAAAUACCACAGCCAGUUGCAUGAUUGAAGACUUAAGGACUGAGGAGCCCCACUGCCAAAUUGAAUGGCGUCAGAGGCGCUGGAUGGGGAUAACCUUCUCCAGUUGCAGCCCGAGGAAAAUGGGAAAAAUGACGGACAGCUGCUGCCCGACGAAAUCCAGCGGUGCACUGGACUAAGUUAUAACGAUUUUUACUGGCGCUACAUGCACAAGAAUUUCCCGGUCAUUAUCACGGACGUCUCCAACGAUUGGGAGUGCCAGCAGUGGACAGUGGUCCAGGAAGCCAGGGAUCUCAACUCCAAUCGCCCCAGUGCAUCCUCUUCCAUCAACUUUGACUACCUCAAAAACAAGAUUACCAAUUGCCCGGUUCCAGUCGCCGAUUGUAAUUCGUCGUACUUCAAUAGUCACACCAAACUGGAGCUCAAUUUUCACGAUUACCUCGAGAGAUGGCGAAGUAGCAUCGGGAAUCAAUCAUCAUCAUCAUCACCGGAAGUCAAUAGUAAUGUGGAUCCCGCGACCAGGGACAAUCUCUACCUCAAGGACUGGCAUCUGGCUGCCCAAAUGCCGGAGUAUAAGUUCUACAAGGUGCCUAAAUACUUUGCCUCCGAUUGGCUCAACGAACAACUGAUGGAUCAGAAGAAGGACGACUACAGAUUCGUCUACAUGGGACCCAAGAACUCAUGGACCUCCUAUCAUUCGGAUGUGUUUGGCUCCUUCAGCUGGUCCACCAACAUAGUGGGCCUGAAGAAAUGGAUUAUAAUGCCGCCGGGAGAAGAGCUCAAGCUGAACGAUCGCUUGGGUAACCCGCCCUUCAGCAUAGACGAGCAAAUGCUGGAUGAGCACAAUGUGCGAUAUUACACCAUCGAUCAGCGGGCCAAUGAGGCAGUUUUCGUGCCCAGUGGUUGGUUCCAUCAGGUGUGGAACCUGACGGACACCAUAUCCGUCAAUCACAACUGGUUCAAUGCCUGCAACAUAUCUAUGGUGUGGCAGAACCUCAGGCACAACCUGAAGGCCGUAUGCCGAGAGAUCUCCGACUGCCAGCAGAUGGAUGAUUUCGAGGCCCACUGCCAGACAAUGCUGAGGGCCAGCUUUGGCAUCAACUACCUCGAUUUUAUAGAGCUCCUCGAGUUCAUUGCCGCUCGCCGAUUGGCCGAGGAAACCGCAGCCACCAAGUUUUUACUGUUCGAUAGCUAUAGAAUGAAUGAUUAUCAUGUGCAAUACGAUCUCGAAUGCUUGAGGAGGAUCACGAGGACACUGUCGGAGGAUCCGACAAUCCAGCGUAGUCCCCUUCAGUUGGAGGGUCGCUGCCGGCAGUUGCUCGCCCGAUUAGAGUUUUAGUCAUAGCACAUGGAAAAGGCCUUGGCAUAUUUUUAUACCAAACUUGUAUUCAUAUACAACCGAUAGUCGUAAUAUUUUAAUACAGAUAUUUAAACACCCAUUA